Messenger RNA from Pleurotus ostreatus (oyster mushroom), 2520 nucleotides. It is a transcript of the gene GYP7, whose product is annotated as GTPase activating protein. The transcript is spliced from 11 exons. The record is from RefSeq and is a predicted model, not a curated record. Gene Ontology annotation, molecular function: GTPase activator activity. The coding region runs from base 1 to 2520 and encodes 839 amino acids. Gene Ontology annotation, biological process: activation of GTPase activity. Lineage: Eukaryota; Fungi; Basidiomycota; Agaricomycetes; Agaricales; Pleurotaceae.
AUGAAUCCCAGUCCCGUUUCGUCCCCAUCCUCCUUUGACGGUUCGCUUUCCACCAUCUCCUUCGACUCCAUGGUUGAGAUCAAGCGGUCGGAUAUCCCUAGCUCGCCAGAAGUCGUGGCGCGGCGCCCUGAUGCUGAAGACGACAAACAUCGGCUACUGUACACGCGCUCAAAGGUCUAUGUGCACCCAACGGCUUAUGCACGGGACAAUAUCCCUGGCUUUGUAGCCUUAGUGAAACGGGAGGCCACGAAUGCCGUGUAUUUCCUUGCAUGGAUCCCGGAGAGCCUCUUGAACGAGAAGGGAGACGACGAGUGGAAGAAGUUCACUAAAAUAGAAGAAUCAUCGACGCUCGACGAGGAGGACGAUGAUGUCGUCUUCAUCGACCUGCCAAACCACAGGCCAGAGUCAUAUGCAUUCUCGGUGCCUCUCACCUCGAUAUACUCGCUCAUUAUACAUCCGCCUUCCUUGUCGUCGUGGUACGGCUCGAUGGCCAUUAAUCUCAUCAACGGAGACACUCUGCCCACACUCCACUUCCACGAUGACGAGUCACGAUCCUUCACCGCACCAACCCCUAAGACGCCUCAAAGCAGUAAGGCUGGUCUCAGUUCGUAUCCCCCGCCUCCGACAUCACCCUCGCCCCCUCCGAAAUAUAGCGGUUCGUGGGGAGGUGAUGAUCUGCUCAACAAGUUACGAUCGUAUUCGCAUCUCCUUCGCUCUACGCUGCAGCCUUCUCUGUAUCUAGUCGACCCCUCAAAGGCAGAUAUGGAGACACAUACUACACAAAUAUUUGACGACGAUGCUGUGGAUGAUAUACUUGCUCAGUCUUCGUACGCCAACUCGCAUUCCCCGGUCCCUGCCCACAGAAGGCCGCGCCCGCUUUCGUCUUCACCUCUGUCACCGAAUCCAUAUUCUCAGAGAUCCUCAGUUCUCCACAGAUCUCUUGGCUCUCCCACAAGCUCAAGUUCCUCACCACCAACCCAGGCCCGCAUGGCCCUCCUUCAGUCUUUCUCGAAUAUAACUCGAGCGACGCGUCACGCCGCACAGAACAUCCUCUCUCACCCACUAGCCAAACCCAUUGUCCCCCAUCUUCCAGAUCCUGUGAGAAGCCUAGUCAAUGUCACUGGUGAGACCGAGUGGGGUAGUUGGGUAGAGAAGGGUGGCGUUGGAGAAUUCGAAAGUGCACGCGUUUAUCUGGCGCGAUGGGCUCGUAUUGUUGCCGAGGAGGGUGAGCGGGCACGUAGACGAGAAGCGCAGUCAUUGCCUUCAUCCUCAGCAUUAAACGACGCGGAGGAGACCUCGUUAGGCGUCUUCGAGUUGUUGCACUCAGCAGCGAAUCUGCCAACACCAAAGUCAUCUCGCGACCCCGCGCACCCGAUUGAUGAGGCCACUUGGGAGCGAUGGUUUGGGAAAGACGGAAGGCCUCGGGUAAGCAAGGAGGAGAUGAAAGGAGAAGUGUUUAGAAGAGGAAUUUCUCCGCGCGGGCAUCUUCGACGCAAGCUCUGGCCGUUCGUAUUGGGCGUGCAUGAGUGGGAUGUAACUUCUGCUGAGAGAGAGAAGCAGUGGUCGGAGAAAAAGCGACGCUAUAAAGAACUCAAGACCCAAUGGUGCGGUGUGGCCGAAGUCUUUGAACGGCAGGACGUCGUAGACGAACGGCAUCGAAUAGACGUAGACUGCCGUAGAACAGAUAGGACCCACCCCCUCUUUGCCAGCAAUCCCUCACCCAAUCAGCCAUCAUCGCAAACAUAUUCCAUCUCGCCGCAAAUCGUGGAUAUUGGCGCUCAGUCGCCCAGCAAUGAACACGUAGAUAGACUAGGCAGCAUCUUACUCACAUAUAAUUUCUACAACACCGAGCUUGGUUAUGUACAGGGAAUGUCGGACCUCUGUGCGCCGAUAUACGUUAUCAUGGCCUCGGACGGCGAAGCGGAGGAACUUACGUUUUGGUGUUUCGUGGAGGUGAUGAAUCGGAUGAAACAGAACUUCUUGCGUGACCAAAGCGGCAUGAAGAAGCAACUGCUGACACUACAGCAGCUAAUUGGUUUCAUGGAUCCAGAGCUCUAUCGUCAUCUCGAGAAAAUCGAUGGCCUCAACCUUUUCUUCUGCUUCCGAUGGGUGCUCAUUUCGUUCAAGAGAGAAUUCUCUUUCGACGAUGUUUUGAAACUUUGGGAAGUCCUGUGGACCGAUUACUACAGCAUUGAUUUCGUUCUCUUCGUUGCUUUGGCCAUCCUUGAGUCUCACAGAGACAUGAUACUCCGUUACUUGGUCGAGUUCGAUGAAAUUCUGAAGUAUUGCAACGAACUCAGCAUGACAAUCGAGCUCGACUCGACAAUUGCCCAAGCCGAAGUUCUCUUCCUGUCGUUCUCCCAAUUAGUCGCAGACAUGGACAGACGGCGGGCUGAGGACCUCGAUGUCCCAUCGAACCAACUUCGCCAACGCCAUAACAGAGGCAGCAGUGGUCUUUCGGGAAACAACAUCGUAAUGCCCGUUCUGUCCGAAAACCUCAGAUCUUUACUCGAUAGAUAG